Molecule: messenger RNA, 1521 nt
Organism: Vigna umbellata (rice bean)
Lineage: Eukaryota; Viridiplantae; Streptophyta; Magnoliopsida; Fabales; Fabaceae
Source: RefSeq, a predicted model, not a curated record
UAUUGGGUUUUCGUUAAAUUUCCUUUUUAAGUAUUUGGUUGAGUUAAAUUUUUAAGUAUCUCACCUAUCCAUCUUUGUUAGCAGCAGCACUCACUAGAGCUCAACUAUUCUUUGCUUCCGCCAUGCGUUCUUCGCCCUUUCACCGAAUAAAAUCAUGAUUUCUUUCCAUUCCUUUGAUUUAAUCGGUGAAUCCCUCUUUUCCACCGAUUAGAUCUCUUCUUACCUCUAACCCUAAGAUCUACACCGAUCAAACCUUCGAAGCCUAGGGUUCUUGAGUAGAUUCGUUUUCUUCCGUUCGUUUCUUCAGCUCGAUCAAGUCCAGAUUUCAUGUUUCUCGCUGAUGUGCCUCGAGCCGCAUUUUGCAUUUUCCUCCAAAAAUGGCUUCUCAAAAUCCAGCGGAAGAUGAAAACUCAAAGCAAAAUUGGUCCCUCCAAGACUUCGAGAUCGGUAAACCUCUCGGCAGGGGCAAAUUUGGUAGAGUUUAUGUUGCCAGAGAAGUCAAGAGCAAUUUUGUUGUGGCGUUGAAGAUUAUAUUCAAGGAACAAAUUGAUAAGUAUAAAAUUCAUCACCAACUAAGGAGAGAGAUGGAGAUACAGACCAGUCUUCGGCACCCUAAUAUCCUGCGUCUUUAUGGUUGGUUUCAUGACACUGACCGUGUUUUCUUGAUUCUCGAGUAUGCUCAUAAAGGUGAGGUCUACAAAGAGAUGAGAAAGAAGGGUCACUUUACAGAGAAACAAGCUGCUACGUAUAUUUUGAGCCUCACAAAGGCGUUGGCUUAUUGCCACGAGAAGCAUGUUAUUCAUAGGGAUAUCAAGCCUGAAAAUUUGUUGCUGGAUCACGAGGGUCGUCUUAAAAUUGGAGACUUUGGUUGGUCUGUUCAGUCUAAAAGCAAAAGACAUACCAUGUGUGGCACAUUGGAUUAUUUAGCACCAGAAAUGGUUGAAAAUAAAGCUCAUGACUCUGCUGUUGAUAACUGGACUCUUGGUAUCCUUUGUUAUGAGUUCCUCUUUGGUGCCCCUCCAUUUGAGGCUGAGAGUCAAGCUGAUACCUUCAAAAGGAUAAUGAAGGUUGACCUAAGCUUCCCUUCCAACCCUUCUGUUUCUUUAGAUGCCAAAAGUCUGAUUAGCCGGCUUCUGGUGAAGGACUCCUCACGAAGGCUCUCUCUUCAGAAGAUAAUGGAACAUCCUUGGAUAGUCAAGAAUGCAGAUUUUUCGGCUUGAUUUGUGCUUUGAAAAUCUUCAUGGAGUCAUCGAUGUAAUCUGCAGCUUUGAAGCUUUUGGAUAAUUGGAUAACUUUAUUUUUGCUUGACUUUUGUAACUUCUACUUUGAGAUCUUAGCAUCAUCGCUUUGUAUCGGUAUCCUCAUCUUCAUGGAUUAUCUUGAUUUAACUCUUCAAUGCAUCUAUUUCCGUUUUUUUAUAUCACUAUCUUCAUUCUUUCCUUGAAUUACUUCAUUCUUUCAAUCAUAGUUGUAGAUGACCUUGUAGCAUAUAUUUGUGUAAUUUGAUGAAUUUGAGGAUCA